AAUAAUAUAAAAAAAAAAAUGUCCGAAAGUCUACAAAAACGCCAUAUUUAAGACGAAGAAUAAGCUAUAAUCUAAAAUCCCCCCGAAAACUCAUCUAACUGCGGUUACUUAUAAAGGAAUUUGAUAUCUCGUGAGGAUUUAUUCGAUCGUGAAAAGAAUUAAUCUUUACUUAAACGCACAAAAACCUAUCUUUCCUAAUUAUUUAUUGGCAACUAAUCCAUAAUUGAAAAAUCAUGUAUUUUUAUAACCAUAGUAGCAUUAAUAACAGUCUUAGUGGGUAUUAGUAUUAUAAUAAUCUCCACUUUUAAUGCAUAAAACCUUAAAAGAAAAGAAUAAUUCGCCUCUUAAUAUAUAAUUAAACCCAAAACAGACUAAAAUAAUACCUAUAAGCUCCUUACUUUACCAAAUAAACUCUAAAUAAUGCUCAUUUCUAAUAAAUAAGCCUAAUAUUCAGCUGUUUCAUUAGAUGUAUAAGCCGGAUCUUGGUAAGAACCUCAAUAAGUUUUAGGUUUAUCUCAUUUUUUGGAACAUAUGAUAUUUCUAAAAUGUGAGAAAUACCCUGAAAAAGGUUAUUUAGAUUAAAUAUUAAGUAAAAACGGUGGAUAUUCAAAUGCAUAUACAGAAGAUGAUAAUACGAAUUUUUAUUACAAAACAUAGACUAAAAGCUUAGAAGAAACACUAGAUAUAUUCGCAAAUAUGUUUAUUUCGCCAAUUUUUGACGAAGAUUCUAUAUAAAAAGAAAGUAGUGCAGUAGACGAUGAAUAUUAAAUAGAUUUAGCCAAAGAGGACUUUAAACUUGAGAGUUUAUUGAAAUAAAUAUCAGAUCCUAUACACCCAUUUAGUCGUUUUUCAGUCGGAAACACCUAAACACUAUUAGAAAAUAAAGAAAUCAAUAUAAAAGAUGAACUUUAUGCCUUUAAAAGUAAAUUUUAUACCCCAAAUGUAAUGAAAUUGGUCGUCUAUACUAACGAAGACUUAGAUAAAGUAGAGAAAUAUGUCCAAGUAUUCUCCAAUAUACCCGAAGAUAAUAACUCUAACGAAAAAACGAACUUUUAACUUUUCGGAAAGCCUAUAAAAGACCUAGGAUAGAUAAUAAAACUGAAAGGCGAAAACGACAAAUUUUCUAUUUUUUUCCAACUAGAUUUCGACCGAAAAAAUUACAAAAAAAGGCCUUUAGAAUUCCUGGAUUAUUUCCUUUAAAAUGAAAAAGAAGGUAGUUUAGUAUAUUUUUUAAAAAACAAAGAAAGCCUAAUUCUCGAUUUUUCCACUGAAAAAUUCCUCGACUAGUAAAAUUUCCUUAUUUUCCACCUUAAAUUUACCCUUUAAAAAACCGAGAAUUUUUCGUUUGAAAACUCAUAUAAAAAAAUCACCAAUUCCCUCCUAAACUACCUCGAUUUCCUAAAAACAUAGCCUAUACUAGACUAAAUAUACCACGAAAAGUCCAAAAUAUAAGAUCUUUCAUUUACCUUUAAGACAUCUUCCACUUUUUCCGAAAAAGACAUAGCUUAGUUUGCCAAAAACCUCAAUUUUUUCAACUAUAAGGAAGUACUAGCUACCUAAAGUCUCUAUUAAGAUCAAUUUGAUAAAUAAUAAUUCAUCCAAAUCCUAAACUAAAUGCAAGAUAUAGCCUAAUCAGCUAUUUUAGUCUUACAAUCGCCUAAUUUUUCAGAAAAAACUGCCUAAGAGUCUCUUUUUAAAGACAAUGAAUUUGAUAAUAAUGUCCCUUUAUUCUCCCUAGAGUACUCCUAAAGGACUUUAAGUGAAACAUCUAUAUAAGAAAUGACUAAUAUAGACUAAGAAUUCUAAAAAAACACCUUUAUAACUCCUUAAUUAAAUCCUUUUGUCCCUUUUUCGACUAAAUUAAUAGAAGUUUGCAAUUAAAACGAAAUGUAAAUAAACCUAGAGUAAAUUUCGUAAAAUGAACUCCAAAAAAAAAGCGAAAAUUAAGAUUUUCUCAAAAAAAUCUUCAAAAACUUCGAUUUUUCUCCCGAGGAUAAUACCGAAUGUGAUUUCUAAACUUUCCUAAACGAAAAUAUGAAUUAACCCCAACUUAUUAAGUACUAAAAAGGCGUAGAAUCCUGGUUUUUAUUCGACUAAUACUUCCUUUCACCCAAAACAGCCGCCUAUUUUGCCAUUUAAAUGCCCAAUAUGAACAAGAACAUCAAACAAUACUCCAUAGGAGCUGUUUAUGCCUAAAUUUUCGAAAAUGAACUCCAAAAAGAAAUCUCUUAAGCCCUUAUUGCUGAUUAUAAACUUGAUAUUUAAUACAAAAACAGCUAAAUAAGAUUAUACGUGGAAGGUUGGAGUGAAAAUUUCCCUUAAGUAAUAUAGAAAAUAUUUGAAAUAUACGAAAAAAUGUAGAUAAAUAGUGAAUAAUUCAACCUAGCAGUAUAAUAAUAAGCUGAGUAUUUUUCUAAAUUUAAAGAAUAAAAUCCAAUAGAACAAGGUUUUUAUAUUUUCCUUUAAAAAAGCUUAAAAAAGUCCUUUUUUGAACCCGAAGAAGUUCUAAGCAAUUUAAAUAAACUCAAAAUCGAAAAUAUUUAAUAAAUAAAAGAAAAAGAAAAAAAUACCUUUAAAUUAACUUCUCUUUUUAUCGGAAACAUAUAGGCUAAAUAAGCCUAAGAUAUACUCUAAAAUAUUGAAAAUAUAACUACUUUUAGUGAUAAAAACCUGAAUUUAUAAUAAUAAUAAUAAAUAAUUAAUAUAAAUAAAUUAGAUUCGUAUUUUAUAAGAGUUAAAAAUUAAGGAACAGAAAACAAUAAAAAUCGUGGUUUAGUAAAUUAUUAUUAAAUAGGAGAAAGAAAUGCUAGAAACUAUGCUAUAUUGAAUACCUUUAUAUAAGAUUUAAAUACUUAUCUAUUUUAAUUCUUACGUUCUGAAAAAUAAUUAGGUUAUUAAGUUUAAGCUUAAUUAUUAACUAUAGGAAAUAUAGAUAGUUUAAUAAUAUCUAUAUUAGGAGAUUAAGUUUCAGCUCCAGAAAUGAAUAAUUAUGUAAAUGAGGCUUUAAUAAAAUAUAGGGAAUAACUACCUGAUUAAUUAGAAUAAUAUCUUUAAUUAUUAAAAGAGGCUGCCUAAUAUAGACUAAACAAACAUAAAGACUCUCUUAAAGAAACUAUGGAAUAUUUGGUUUAAAAAAUGGAAGGAUUAAAUUAUUCUUUUGAAUCUGAUUAAUUAUCUAUUAAUGAAUUAGAGUAUUUAACAGAAGAAGAUAUAAUUUAUUUUUAUGACUAAAUUUUCUUUGAAGAAAAAAGAUUGAUUUCAAUUCAAGUACAUAAUUAGGAAGAUAGCCUAGAUAAGAAAAUUCAAGGAAAUGAUAAUAUUACUAAUGAAAAAAUAAUGGUUAUUAAUGAUGAAAAAACACUUAAAAAUUUCUUAAGUGAUAAAAGUUUUUUUACUAUAAGUGGAAAUUCGUGA
This is a messenger RNA of Ichthyophthirius multifiliis, 3414 nucleotides long. Its product is annotated as insulin-degrading enzyme, putative. The transcript has 3 exons. Gene Ontology annotation, molecular function: metal ion binding; metalloendopeptidase activity. Gene Ontology annotation, biological process: peptide catabolic process. The record is from RefSeq and is a predicted model, not a curated record. Gene Ontology annotation, cellular component: mitochondrion; cytosol. NCBI's taxonomy places the organism in Eukaryota, Ciliophora, Oligohymenophorea, Hymenostomatida.